This is a messenger RNA of Dicentrarchus labrax (European seabass), 3493 nucleotides long. RefSeq names its product C-type mannose receptor 2. The transcript is spliced from 5 exons. The record is from RefSeq and is a predicted model, not a curated record. Bases 36 to 1025 code for a protein of 329 amino acids. NCBI's taxonomy places the organism in Eukaryota, Metazoa, Chordata, Actinopteri, Moronidae.
UUGAUUUUCCCUGGAUCGACACACUACAGAGCAACAUGACGAUGGAAAAGAUCUUACUGAGUGUCUUGUAUCUCUCAGGCUGGAACAUCUUCCCCUCAUGCCUUCUCCAUCAGUACCACUUUGUUGUUGAUCCUAUGAAUUGGACCGAUGCUCAGAGCUACUGCAGAGAUACAUAUACGGACCUGGCCACCAUUGAAAACACUGAAGAAAUUAACCAACUUAUCAACACAGUUUCAUCUGAUGGUCACGACUCUGAUGUCUGGAUCGGCCUGUACAGUAAAAUCAACUGGAGGUGGUCAGACGGCUACAGAGGGAGUGGAGCUCAAUAUAAGAACUGGGACAACUAUAAAGACAAUGAACCAGACUUUCACUCAGCUAGUCAGUUCUGUGUGUCCGUUGGAGGUGAUGGAGGGUGGUGGGAUGAUCAGUGCUCUAGGGAACAUCCAUUUAUCUGUUACAGAGGAACACAGCUGGAUCCUGAAUUUGUUUAUGUGAAUGAAAAAAUGAAUUGGUCCAAUGCUCAGACGCACUGCAGGGAGAACUUCACAGACCUGGUCACUGUGAGGAACAACACUGAGAACCAGAAGAUCCAGAGCUUGUUGCCAUUUUCGAAUGAAAACUUGGCAUGGAUUGGUUUGUUCAGAGAUCCUAACAUGUAUUGGUCUGAUGGGAGUCGUUCCUCAUUCAGAUACUGGCGCGGAGGCUUUAACUCAGUUAUCUCGAUGACGGUCGUAUGUGGUGCUGCCGCUUUGCAGAGUUCAGGACAAUGGAGAUUUUUACCUUGUGGAACUAAAUUACCAUUUGUCUGCUACAGCACUCCACGUGUCAUGAGGCAGGUAGUAAAGCUGAAGAUAGAGGACUCCUCUGUGGAUCUGAACGACCCUGCUGUGAAAGCUGAUAUCUUGAAAAAGUUCCAGGACAAGCUGAAGGAGAAAGGAGUGAAUGGAGUCACCCUGAAGUGGAGAGAGCAGCCUGAUGGGAAAGUCUUCCACAAGGAGAAACAAAGAAAGAAAACUGAGCUCUGAAAUUGAAAUCAAACUGCACCUGUGUUUAUCUGUAAUCCAUGGUGAAUGUUUAUUCUAUAUAAUACAUACAGUACACUAUUAUCACUGUACUGAAGGCUUAACCAGAACCCUGAAUACAACAUGUAGACUGUCAUAGAAGAGUUUUUCCCUUAUUAUCAAUAGUGUGUGAAGUGUGUUUAUUUUAUUUAUGGCUUUGGCUUCAAGUUUACAGUUUAUGUAACAGUCUGAUGAAACCAUAUUUACACAUUUAACAAGCCAAACCCAAUACAAGACUAGAAGGAUGUGCAAGAGGUGGGAUCAUAGUGAGUAAUAAAUGAUGGUGUGACAGUGCAACACUGCCCUCUUGUGAUCACAUCUGUACAUUAUUGCCUUUGAAGAGCAUCAAGGCUGUAUUUGCUUUGAUCCGAUUUAUCCAGUCAGGUUGUGGUUCAUCUGUUCCACCUCACUGCUCCAACUUCAGACUUCAACUCAUCCCCAGUGCAAACUAAUGGGUGAAGGUGAAGUCAUCACAAUUUGUAACAUCCAUGUUUUUAUACAGUCUAUGUGGGGUCAGUUAGGGUGAAUUUGGGUGAUUUGGGAUACGUAUACAUUUAUGAUGAAUAACAUGUUAAAAUUAUCUUAGAUACUAAAAUAGCCCUGCAAGUCUCAAGAUAAUGGCUAUUAUUUUUUCUUAUGUGAUGGCUAUAUGCUAAAUUGAGUUGUGCAUUCAUGUAUAUAGGCAGUUUAUAUUGUCAUAUCGUUUUUACAGUUUAACAAAAAGGGAAUGAUAUGAACUAAAAUCUCUCUCUUCUCUGGUUUACUAGGUCUCUAUUUCAAGAAUUUAAUAGCUAUCUGCUAAGCUAACCUGUACAAAGCCAGAGCAGAAUAUGGGGAAACCAAUGUAGUUCUUUUAGUCAUAUACCUCAUCACACCUUAUGUCCUCUCUUGCAAUAAGCCUGGGACGAAUAUUGUUGCAUGUCUGAUGCAUCGCUGGUGAUCUUCUGCUAAGAAGAAAGAAGAAAUCUGAUCAUGUGGCUGUUUGUCUGAAAUGUAUAAUGUGGAGACUGCUUUUAUGUAUUAUUGAUUAUGUAUAUGCACAGGAGUAAAUGACCUCUCCUGUCCCUUACUCCCACCCUAUGUGUAAUGAUGAAUUAUAUUAGUUAAUCAUAGCACAUAUUGUUUCCUUCAUUUCUUUUUCUAAUUCUCAUUAAUAGUUGGGUGUUUCUAACAUCUGAUCCAGGUUCUCUGUGAACAGGUUUUAUUGGAAUUACUUUCUCCUGAAGACAUAGUCCCAAUGAAAACCGCUAACAGUGAAUUUCCUAGAAAUUGGGGAUCCCGUCUCUGGAAGCAAAAAAAAGAACCUAAAUGCACCAAAAAUAGUAAUUAUACUCACCUCCAAUGUAGGGUGGAGGCAUUUCUGUGUUGACAUUUUAUUGUUACUUAUUAGCCAACAUGUACACAGAUAGCAAUAUAUAAUUUAACAAGCUGAUAUUGGCCAUAAAUCAGUCGAGGUUUGAUAAAAGAAAGUGAGUCAGUACAUUUACUUAAAUACUGUACUUAAGAAAUAUUUUGCAUUGAUUAUUAAUUCCAUUUUCUUUUAUACUUCAACUCCACCACAUUUAUUUGAUAACUUUAGUUCCCAGUUACUUUGCAGAUUCAGAGUAGUAAUACAAAAUGAAAUUCACAAAUCAUAACCUAUUGGUGAAGAAAGAUUAAGGCUUUACUGAUCCCCAGAGGGAAAUGUAUAUAAACUAAUUAAAAUUAGCCCCACCUUUACCAGCAGCAACAUUAAAGUGAUGUACACAUGAAUGCAUUAACACCUUUAACCUGAUAAUUAAUUAGACUUUAUUUUACUUAUAUAAGUAUAUUUUGGUGCCAAAGUUUGAAUGCAAGAGUAGUAGUAGUAACAAGUAUUUCUACACUUAUUGGUGUUACUGUAAAAUAUCUGAGAACUUUGUCCACUAAUGGAAGUGCAGAACUAAUACCACAACAAAUUCAUGUUUGGUUUUUCUCCUGGCAGGGAGAAAAGCUGAGGAUAAAGGACUCUUGUUUGCUUAUUUAAUCUGCUCUGUGUUUUGCUACCACCAUAAAACUAAAUUCCAGGUUUAAUAAUGUACUCAUCUCAAUCUUACAAAAAAAACCUGAAACAGUUACUUAACUUAAAGGUUUUUAUGAUUAAAUUUGACUACAAUUUGUGUUCCAGGGCAGAUGAGGGAGAAAGGAGUAAAUGGAGUCACCUCUGAGAGAGAGAGAGAGAGAAAGAGAGAGAGAGAGAGAACAAAUAAAACUGUUCUAAAAUUUAACUCCGUCCGUACGUCUGUUUAUCUUAAAUCCAUGGUGAAUGUGCAGUGAAUGCUAACCUACAUAGCUUUCCUCUGCAUCUGUGUUUGUUUGUGCAAAUGAGACUGUUUUCUCCAGACAGUCCUCGCCUUGGUGACAGGCAGAUUGGGAUAUAAAUUAAUAAACUACCUGACAAAGGUUACACAAAG